Rhincodon typus (whale shark) is the source of this 2448-nucleotide messenger RNA. Its product is annotated as tetratricopeptide repeat protein 17-like. The annotation marks the transcript as partial. Gene Ontology annotation, molecular function: protein binding. Gene Ontology annotation, cellular component: actin cytoskeleton; cytoplasm. The transcript is spliced from 14 exons. The record is from RefSeq and is a predicted model, not a curated record. NCBI's taxonomy places the organism in Eukaryota, Metazoa, Chordata, Chondrichthyes, Orectolobiformes, Rhincodontidae. Gene Ontology annotation, biological process: actin filament polymerization; cilium organization.
AAUCUUUCACAGCAACAUAAAGAUGUAGCAUUGAUGAAUUUGGCCAAUGUCUUGCACCGAGCCCAUUUCUCAGCAGAUGCGGCCAUACUGGUUCAUGCAGCAUUGGAUGUAUCCAUGGACUUUCUCACAAGCCAUUACACUCUUGGAAACAUUUAUGCUAUGUUAGGAGAAUAUAACCAUUCAGUGCUAUGCUACGAUCAAGCAUUGCUUAUAAGGCCAGGUUUUGAACAUGCGCUAAGAAGGAAACAUGCCGUACUGUGCCAGCAGAAAUUGGAACAAAAAUUGGAGGCACAGCACAGAUCUUUGCAGCGAACGUUAAAUGAACUGAAGGAAUACCAGAAGCAACAUGAUAAUUACCUGAGGCAGCAAGAAUUGCUGGAGAAGCACAAAGUUAUGCAAGAUGAGCAGCUGCUGAGAAAUAUAAUCCAUGAAACACAAAUGGCUAAAGAAACUCAGCUAGGAAACCACCAGCUUUGUCGCUGGGUUAACAAGCAGCAAAUUUUACACUGUCAGUGGGAUCGUCCUGUGCGCUAUACCAGAGGAGAUCUUUUUGACACAGUAGAACAUGUACAGUUCGGGGAGGAUAGUUCCACCUCAAGAAUGAUGCCUGUUGAGAUGAAGUUGAUGAUGAAUAUGACAUGGGACAACAUACAGCAGAAAUUUCCAUCAUCACCAACAGGUCGAUCAGUGUUGAAUAUAUGGGGAAAGGAUUUCUCAAGCUACAAUGAUAUAUUAUGGCCAAAAAGGUUGGACUGUAUACACAGUUAUCCCACCCUUCCCAAGGCAGCUGAUCUUCCUACAUACUUUCUACCUCCAGAAUACAGAGGAUUCUGUGUCCGGUCAGUUCUGAUGUCUUCAGGAAACCAAGAUAGAGACAUGGCUGGCAGACUUCCUGACUGUUCUUCCAUGUUAGAUUUCCACAGUAAUGAACAGCUUUAUCAACUAGUGAAAGAACUGGAAAAUACACCAGACUUGAAAUCAGGAAUACCAGACUACUAUGCCAAGCAGGCUCUGUAUUCUCACUUGAGUAUUAUCGAGGAACAAGUUGGAGAGGUCAUCUCGCGAGCUAUUGAAAAGGAAACUGCACCAAUGUGGUUACUAUUGAAUGAAGCAGGUUUGUACUGGCGAGCCAUUGGGAAUACAACUUCUGCUCUUGACUGUUUAAGACAAGCAUUGAAUCUGGUUCCAGAAGAUUACAUGGACAUUCCACUUGUCAACCUGGCUAAUCUGCUAAUUCACAUUGAGCUACAUCAGGACGCUGCUGCUCUUUUGCAAAAAGCACUGGCUAUUAACAGCACAGAGCCUCUAACGCUUCUAAGCUUAGGGAACGCUUAUCUGGCUCUGAGGAACAUUAGUGCUGCUCUUCAAGCCUUUAGAACAGCACUGGACAGAACAACUGGAUGCCCUGAAUGUGACAGCAACCUUAAGUUAAUUCGCUGCCUACAGUUCUAUCCUUUCUUAUACAACCUUACAUCUUCCAAGUGUACAGGUAAGAACAGAAUAGAUCCUGAAGGAGCUGUAAUUAUAGCAGAAAACAACAGCACUAAUGAAAGAGAAAUUCCUAAAACCUUGGAGACUGAUGAAAAUCCAUCUGCCACGUCAGAAGUGUUUGAAAAUACUUGGCCCUCGGAAAAAGACCUUCUGGGAGCAUUUGAAGGAGCAUUUGAAGGAACAUUUGAAGUUAAAGGUCAUCGAGUAGAUCUACAGGGUAUUCGGGUUUUAAAGAAAAGUGUCCAGGAUGGAGUGCCUGGAUCCUGUUUUGGAGAUUGUGAGGAUGAUGAUGACGACGAAGCCGAAUGGAUAACUGUCCAAGUUAAACGUAUUAAGAAGUCAAAAAUAGACAGUGCAGAUAAUCCAGACUACAGUAUUCGUAACGGUGAGAAGAGUGACAGUUAUCUAGUAACUGAGGAAGAUGAUCAUUAUCGGUCUGCAUUUGAAAUAAGUGGGCCUAAAAUACCAUCUCCAGGACCACAAGGAAAGAAGCGAGAUUAUAUCAGCCUUGGAUGGCCUAGCCCUGAUGAAUGUAUGAAAAUCCGAAGAGUGGAGCUCACAAUGGUUGCAAGCACAUGGCUAGCAGUUUCAGCCAAAAAUAUAGAGUAUGCCAGAUUUCUUUCUUUUUUGAUAAUCCACAUCUAUUCUAUCGUAUAUAUAUCCUCAAAUACUUUAACAUUGCAAGGUAGUCCCUAUUUUUGGAGGUAUUUUUAAAUUUGUUCACACGACAUGGGCAUCGCUAGCUAGGCUGAUGUUUGUUGUACACCCCUAAUUGAUCUCCAGAAGGCAGUGGUGUGCUGACUUAUAACAACAUGACACAUGCUGAAGCAGUUUUAGUUGUCAUCAUUGGACUUCUACCAAAUUAACAUGGUCAAUAGUGCAUGCUGAAAUGAAAUAAUUUAGUCUAAUUUUGUAUGUGCAUAAAUUAUCCCAUGCAUGCACUUCAGUUCACCAACA